AUUUUUCAAAACCUGCCCGCCAUCUUGCAUGCCGUACGCGAUAGGCAGGUAAACGUUACAGAAUAUAAAUAUUGUGAAUCAUUUCGUGUCUUAAUAUAACAGUUUUGGACUCGCGUAACUCACCAUAACAUAAAGGAUGGACUCUCGCUUUGCUCACCUGUACAAGCGGGACAGCAGUGUGUCUAUGAUCCGGCUGAAGAUGUCCAGACGCCGGUCUCAGUCUCAAAAAGAGAACCGAGAGAAGAUCCAGAACUUGCGUAGACACCUGGACAAUCUGCCAGAGAUCGAGCUCUCAAUGGAUGCAUCCAUUCUCAUGGCCACCCAAGACAAAGCAUCAAAAACAAAGGCAGCUAAUGAUGUAAAUGCUGCUGUUGAGGAGAGAAAGAAGAUGCUCGCCCGUUACAAAGAAAACAAGAUGUUACAGAAGGAGAAGGUAAAGCGAGAAAAAGAGAAGAAAGGUGUAUUUAAGGUCGGCCUGUAUAAGCCACAGCCACUCGGGUAUCUGCCUUCAAACACUGCUCCACAAAGCAGGGGCAAGAUCACAGAAACUAACCAGACCACACGAGUGACCCGCUCAAUGAUGCAUAGCCAAAAGCCAGCAACAGACAGACAUGCUGUUCCAAAGAAAGUGGAAAAUGUGUUGACCACCAGAACUUCAGCCAAGACUAACUCAAAACCUGUGACUACCACCAAAACCAGAACAGCUACGGUUGAACCAUCUGUGAGAGGUCCAACCACACGAUCGGCUGCUAAAACAACAGUAGCUGUGGUUAAACCACUUACUGAUUCAACGACUGCAAAAACGAGAUCAACUGUUAAAUGUCCUGUAGCGCCCUCUUCAGGCAAAGAGAAAGAUGGACAAAGCAACGCAAAGGCAGUUAUUAAAAAUAAGACUGCUGAGAAAAAGGACACUGCAAUUGGUUCUUUGAAACCCGAGGAAGAGGAACCCAAAGCUGCUGCCCCUUCAUUUGCCCCUCAGGGAUUUGUGUUCCAACCUCCUGUGGGUCUGAGCUCAUUCGAGCCUGCACCUCUCUCUCCACGUUCAGCUAGUGCCUUCCUCUCACCGAGCUUUCUUUCUGAUGGCAAUGUUGAACCUACAUUCCCCUCUCCUCCAAAACCUGUUCUCCCUACUCCAUCUGUCUCCUCCUCUCCACCACCUCCGUCAACCCCUCCAAAUCAUCCUGCCAACCCCCCCUCAGUGUCCUCAACCCCUCCAGCCCCAUCCUCCCCUCAGCUGUCUAUAUCUACAGCACCAUCUCCUCCCUUGGCCCCCUUGGAGCCUCAACAUGAUGUCGCCUAUUUCAGGGCAGUGAUGGUAAGUGAGACUGAGCGUUUAACUGGACUUUCUGAGCUGUGGGAGUCACGAUUUGAUGAUACUUCUAUCCCAGAGGAGACACGAGACCAGAUGCGUACUGUUGUGGGCCAGGCCAGACUGUUGAUGAAGGAGCGCUUUGGCCAGUUCAGCGGGCUAGUGGAUGACUGCGAUUUUUGCCGUGGAGAGAAAAUCACAACCUGCACUGACUUACAGGGUUUCUGGGACAUGGUGUACUUUCAGGUGGAAGAUGUUAACAAGAAAUUUAAUGCCUUGAAAGAGGCAGAAGCAAGGGAGUGGAAAGAGGAAGUCAGGCCUGUUGUCAGAAAAAGAGUGGCCAAAAAGCCUCCUGUCGUGGGAGGAAAGGCUGGAACAGGUGCCAGUGCCGCAGCUAAGAGUCGACUUGCUGCUGUAAAAGCUGCAAUGAGAGCCAAGCAGGCUGAACAGAAAGCCACUGAGACUUCAGACAACAUCCAGGAUGACUCGAGCUCUGAACCUGCAGCCCCUGCCAUCACACUGCCUGCACAGACCGUGGUGUUUAAUGGAGGGUUCUUCCAGGUCGAAAGUCCAGUCAAGCCAUCAGGUGCUGUUAGAAGAUCGUGUCGAACCAGUGCAGUUUCUUCACCCUGUAUUUCUAAGUUUAGCACUCCAGGCAGGCAGUGCAGAUCCACUGCAGUUUCUCACGCUUCCCCUCUACCUAGCUCGUCUGCCACACCACUUCCAACCCAUCAAACAGAUGCAUUACCUAUUGCCACUCCUAUACGUUCUGCUGAGGCCCUCCCACAGUCACCCAGAGCUCUUCAGAUUGUUCCUGACCACAACCAAAAUGUUUCACCAGACCGCUCCAACAGCCGUAUUCAUUUUGACUUAAGCUCUACCAGUAUCCAACACACCCAACCAGAUAUCAGUAACGGAACUGAAAACAGUCCAGUAGCCCAAACACAUGACUCACCCAGUCAGGAUGAGCCAGCUGUUGAUUCUUCAGAACCUCAACAUAAAGAAUGCAUUCCAGAGUCUAUGCUCCCUUCACAGGAGGAACCACCACAGAACAUUUCUUGUGAAGUCUCUGAAGAGAGUUUGCAUGUCCAGCCUGGAGCAGAUGCUGGUGUAGAAACUCCAUCCCAGGGCUCAUCUCAUAGCUCUUCAGAACCAGACGUGGAACCCAGUGUCUGUGGACCUGCUUCACCGACCCUGAUGCUGUCCACACCAACUAAAGAUCUCACAGUUUCUACAGCUCUCUGUAAUGAGGUCAUCAUUCCAGUCAUUAAUGGAUCUCCAAUCAGCAUGGAUGUUGAAAUGACUGGAAAUCAAGAUGCUGAGGGUGCUACCAGUUUGGACAUUGAGCGUUACCUGCAGCCGACAAUGAGAUACAGCAUGUCUCCUGCACAGAGUCCUGCAGCAGAGAGGUUCUCUCUUGGGGCAGUAGAUGCUGAGAUGGAGAGUCCGGUGACUCAGGCGGAUGAGCGCCCAUAUGAUGUCUUGGCAACAGCUCUUCCUGGAAUGGUGUUCUCACCCCAGAUCAGUCGGAUGUCGGAGAAUCUGUUGCUGUUCUCUCCGGAACGGAAGGAGAAAGUGAGGCAGUCGGUGUGUGAACGUGACCUGAUCACAUUCACACCUCCCACAUACAAAUAAAAGCACAUCCACUCACUCUUUGGAUGUGGAUAAUUUUAUUUUUUAUAUACUUUUUUUUUUUUUUUUUUUUUUUUUGGUUUGUGCAUAAAUUAGAUGUCUUUUGGUUUGUUGAAUUAGGCUCCUUUUGAUACUAAUUUGUUUUCUACUUUUUGUACUCCAUAAUUAGCAUAUUUAGAUACCACAAUAUUUCUAUGCAGUUCUGACCUCAGAAAAUAUUUUUAAAGCUUUUA
This is a messenger RNA of Puntigrus tetrazona (Sumatra barb), 3174 nucleotides long. It is a transcript of the gene dlgap5, whose product is annotated as discs, large (Drosophila) homolog-associated protein 5. The record is from RefSeq and is a predicted model, not a curated record. The transcript has 20 exons. Gene Ontology annotation, molecular function: microtubule binding. Lineage: Eukaryota; Metazoa; Chordata; Actinopteri; Cypriniformes; Cyprinidae. Gene Ontology annotation, biological process: kinetochore assembly; chromosome segregation; centrosome localization. Gene Ontology annotation, cellular component: nucleus; spindle pole centrosome; cytoplasm. The coding region runs from base 137 to 2944 and encodes 935 amino acids.